AGUUACCAUAUUUAAACAAGAGGAAUAACAAGGGAAACGGGAGAAUUAGUAAGGAAAACAGAAGAGAUUUUUGAACAAGUUGAGAGGGUUUCAGGAGACUUAAGUGCAGGAUCCCACACAACAUAAUUUACUGAAAUCUUGAAACUUAAAAAAGGGAUAACUCAAUUUAAGUUUAAAGACGAGAACCUUUCUUAUUUUUUAAAAUUUACCUGUGAUUUCUGAUGAAAAUAUUUAAAUUAGGGAACAGACAGCGAAAUAUAACAAAGGUCUAUAUUUCAAAAUUUUAAUUUAAUCGCCAGCUCAUAAAGGAGAUUUGUAAUUAAGUACCAAUAUGUCAUACUUGCUGUCAUGCUGUCUCUAUGUUUGGCUAAUUCUGUUACCUGUAAGGACAAGUGCACUGAACGAAGAAAUCGAGGUACUGGUCUUCUUGCCAAAAAACAACUCCUACCUAUUCUCAAUUUCAAGAGUUACACCAGCUAUAGAGUAUGCAACGCAAACGAUGAAAUUGAAUGGAUUGCCCUAUUCUGGACUCAAUUUCACUGUCCACUAUGAGAAUUCCGAUUGUGGCAAUGAAGCUCUCUUCAGUCUAGUGGAGAGGUCAUGCAUGAAGAAGCCUGACUUGAUUCUCGGUCCAGUCUGCGAGUACGCCGCGGCGCAGGUGGUCAGGAUGGCAUCGCACUGGAACAUCCCAGUCAUUUCGGCAGGUGCGUUGGCCACCGGCUUUAACCAAAAAGAGAAGGAAUACUCGCAUCUGACCAGAGUUGCUCCUACUUACCUGAAAAUGGCGGAGACAUUUUCUGCGCUGUUCCACGACUUCAGCUGGAAGAGUGCGGUUCUGAUCUACGACGAUGACAGGGAGGAGCGGAACUGUUACUUCACUCUAGAGGGGGUCCACAGCGUUCUCGAUGCCGAGGAUUACCAUGUACAUGUUGUUGUCAUAUACUCUAAAGUGGAUGCCGAUGAGAUCAUCAAGGAGACGUACGACUAUGACGUUGUCAUAAUGUGUGCGGGGGCUGACAUCAUCCGAGACAUCAUGCUGGCUGCAUAUCGGAGGAGACUGACCAACAACUCCAUCUUCUUCAACAUCGAACUGUUCAACUCCUCAUCUUAUGGAAACGGAUCGUGGAAGAGAGGAGACAAAUACGACGCCGAUGCCAAGCACGCCUACGCCGCUCUCAAUGUGGUAACGCUGCUGAGGACCGUCAAGCCGCAGUUCGAGAACUUCUCCAUGGAGGUGAAGAAGUCCAUGCAGAAAGCAGGCAUCAGUGGAGACGGUGCCAAUAUCAAUAUGUUUAUGGAGGGGUUCCAUGAUGCCUUGCAGCUGUAUGCACUGGCCCUUCAUGACGUGAUAAAAAAUGGAUCCAACAAGAAAGACGGAGUACAAAUUACCCAGCGCAUGUGGAACAGAACUUUUGAAGGCAUUGCGGGCCAGGUGUCUAUAGAUGCCAAUGGUGAUAGAAAUGGGGAUUUCUCUGUAAUGACCAUGACAGACCUACAGGCAGGCACCUAUGAGGCUGUUUUUAAUUACUAUGGUAACAACGGGACUUUACAGAAGAUGCCUGUAUUUAACAGGGACCGCUUCACCUUGCAAGUCAGACACCGGAUCCCAAAGUCCGAGGACCCUGAUAAAUCAUCAGGUGGACUAGGGGUAUCUGCUGUAACUGGUAUCAUCGUUGGAGGUCUUCUGGGAACUGCAUUGCUAAUGGCAUUCUACUUUUUCAGAAAGAACUACAGGAUAACCAUCGAGCGGCGAACUCAGCGGGAGGAGUGUGACAUCGGAAAGCACCGUCAGUUGCGGGAGGACUCCAUCAGGUCGAACUUCUCGGCAGCAUAGAGUGCACUGGAGGACCGUCAGCGUUCCCGUUCCAGGGAAGUGUGUCCCGGAAUGUGACCAAAGACUCUGCAAGGCUGUCAAAGGACUCCUUUUAUUUAAAGACAUACUGUAGUGUUGUUGUUUUUAUCUCCAUUUUUUGACUUUCAUAAACUCAGGAAAGUUGUAUCAAUCACACAGUGCCACUUCUAAGGCAUUUCAUCUCUGUAGGAAAGAAGAAACAAAAAACAACAGAAAACAGGAUGUAUUUUAAUCUGUAGAUUUUUUUUUAUUUCUUAAGAGGGCCAGUAUAGAGGUUACAGGCAGCAACGGUUUCCUAAUACAUAAAAUUACACUGUCUGAAAAACUCUCAACAUUCAGAACAUUAAAAAUGAAAAAUUAUAAGUUCAGUAUUCAUGGGAUUUAUGGAAAUAAAUGAAUUAUCCCUUAUUAUUCACCAAAGGUUUUUUUUUUAUCCAGGUGUUU
This is a messenger RNA of Megalops cyprinoides (Indo-Pacific tarpon), 2296 nucleotides long. It is a transcript of the gene npr3, whose product is annotated as natriuretic peptide receptor 3. The record is from RefSeq and is a predicted model, not a curated record. Gene Ontology annotation, cellular component: membrane. Gene Ontology annotation, biological process: vasodilation; regulation of blood pressure. Gene Ontology annotation, molecular function: natriuretic peptide receptor activity; peptide hormone binding. NCBI's taxonomy places the organism in Eukaryota, Metazoa, Chordata, Actinopteri, Elopiformes, Megalopidae. The transcript is spliced from 8 exons. The coding region runs from base 332 to 1834 and encodes 500 amino acids.